UCUUUUCAGUUCUUAUUGGAAGCAACAAUAGUCUUUGUUUGAGAUCUUCUACCAUUCUUAUUAGGGCUACCCAAGGGAGGAGGGGGCAUUUCUCCAUAGUAACAAUGACAAAACAAGGCAGCGCCACACGAGGCGGGCAGAGCGAGUGUUGAAGCUCGGUGGCGGUACAAGGAGGAGCGCAAGAGGAGCUCUGGACAUAGUUUGACGACCGGCCUCAAAACUGGAAGGCGACACAUGAGGGUCACCAUCCUGCACAAGUCCUCUCCCAGCUCCCAGCAUGGACCGUGACAGCCACAGUGAGGACACCUUGUCCACCAUGGUCCUGGAAAACAUCAAGAACAAACUGAUUGAUGCCUUCAGGGCCAGUGGAGAAUCUCGAGAAGAUCCACGCGAGGAUGAGGCCGCCCGCGCGAGGCGGCUCAGCAUCAGCAGGAGUCAUCAAGCCAACGAGGAGCUGAGGAGGGCGCAGAUAGACGGAGCCAUCACUUGGCUGAGGUCUGAACUGUUGGAGAUGCGCUCACAGGACCUCCAGCUGGCUCAAACGCUGCUGGGACUCAACACAGAGAUCCAAAGACUGAGGAGGGAGAGUUACAGAGGUGUGGAGGAUGCAGGAGAUCAUCAGCAGUGAAUACCGGAGGGCCGAUAAAAGUGCUGAAACAUUCUGAUGCUUUGUGAGAUUGGAAUACUGUGCUUUUCAAUGAUGAUUGGAUGUAUGGCUGAGUAAUGGUCUGUUAUAAUAAAGAUGAAAUAAAUGGACAUCAAUUGCAUAGCAAGUAAGCCAGUCAAGAAAAAAAAAGGCUGAAUUUGUACGAUUUUUUUCCAUGAUGUUUUGCACUUCCAUUUUAUUUCCUUAAGGUGAUGGGAUAAGAAGACACUUUGGUUAUAUGACAAACAAACAAAAUCACCAUUGCUGUUUCCAUAUCUUUAUUGU
Molecule: messenger RNA, 931 nt
Organism: Phycodurus eques (leafy seadragon)
Lineage: Eukaryota; Metazoa; Chordata; Actinopteri; Syngnathiformes; Syngnathidae
Exons: 2
Coding region: 278-628 (116 amino acids)
Source: RefSeq, a predicted model, not a curated record